AUGAGCAUCUCCGUCGACGACCUCAUCGCUUCCCUCAACUCCAACCACAUCGGCCAGGAGGCCAUGGACAUCGCUAACCUACAUGCGCAGCUUGCACAGGCUUUGCUGUCCCAACCCCCUGCGAGUGCACAUCCCGCAUUGCGUCGAGGCCACAAUACGCCUCUUGCUCGUACACCGUCUUCGAAUUUCGUCUGGGAGACCGUUGAGUUCUCUCGGAGUCGAAGUUCCAGUGUGGCGGGUGCCACUCAAAAGAGGGUAGCGGAUGAAAGGAUUUCCGACCUUGACGAAAUGGACGAAGAUGAGCGAAUGGUCGAGGAACUUCUCUUCCCUUCGGCCUCUCAUUUUCAGGACCAAUACCCGCCAUCGUCAUCUCCAACGCGCGGUUAUUCAUGUGUGGUUUCCCGAAGGUCCAGCAUACAGCACCUCUCUCCUUCAUACGAGUACCCUCCAUCCGAAUUGACACCAUCGAACACGUCCUUGUUUGCCUCCACUGACCCGUUCUAUGCGGCCCAAGUGCAAGCGGCCCAGAAUCCCCCGACUUCAUUCUUUGCCCAGGCUGGCCACCCAUCGGCGCAUUCACCGUUCCUCCUCGCGCAGCAGCUCCAGUCCGCGUACGGCCAUACUUACAGCCACCCCGAAGUUGACCCGCACCAUAUGUUCUCGCCCUCUCCCGCCGCAUUCACUUGCUGA
Molecule: messenger RNA, 690 nt
Organism: Fibroporia radiculosa
Lineage: Eukaryota; Fungi; Basidiomycota; Agaricomycetes; Polyporales; Fibroporiaceae
Exons: 2
Coding region: 1-690 (229 amino acids)
Source: RefSeq, a predicted model, not a curated record